This is a messenger RNA of Penicillium olsonii, 2241 nucleotides long. The record is from the annotation of a GenBank genome assembly. NCBI's taxonomy places the organism in Eukaryota, Fungi, Ascomycota, Eurotiomycetes, Eurotiales, Aspergillaceae.
AUGCUGUGGCAUGAGAACGCAGGCUCAAAUGGCAGAGGCCACAGCAGAAAAGCUUCCCCGCGCGGUAGUCCGCAGUUUACCAGGGGGAAAUACCAAGAGCCCAUAUACAGUAGCAUCCGGCGCAUGGUGGUGGUCAAGCAGCAGAAGGGGUGCUGCUGGUGUGUGCCCAUCACAACUUAUGGCGGACAAGGUGUCGCCAAAGCUGGUAUUGACCGCAGCAAGCAUGCCAUUAUCUAUAUGCGAGGAGAGAUGCCCCCGAUGAACGGGGAUGAGCCGGCCAUAUCAAAGCAGCCUCUCGAAGUUGACCCUGUCAAAUUUGAACAAAAAUUGGAUCCCAUGUCGAGAGUCAACUUCGGGAAGGUCUAUACAGUCGAGCACAAUGUCAAAGUUCUGCCACAAAACGUCACAAUGAAGCGCAAGUUGGAUGCCAACGAUGUCCCUGCCCCAAAGACCGAUGUGUCUGAGGACAAAGAUCUCGACUUUGAGGCGCUCAACCUCGAUCCCCGAUUGCGCCAGGCUUUGAUCAAGGAAAAGUUCACCAAGCCCACGCUUGUUCAAUCAAAGGCGAUCCCGCUGGCGCUUGAGGGCAAGGAUAUCUUGGCCCGUGCGAAAACCGGAUCAGGCAAAACCGCCGCCUAUGUUCUUCCCAUUUUGCAAGCCAUUCUCCAACAGAAAACUGCCGAUCCCUCCUUAAAAGCCACAACCGCCCUCAUCCUUGUCCCCACCCGCGAACUGGCAGAACAAGUCCAGAAAGUCAUCGUGUCGUUCUCCAGCUUCUGUGGCAAGGAUAUCCGGUCAGUGAACUUGACGCAGAAGGUUUCCGAUGAAGUCCAACGUUCCAUGCUCGCCGAUUUCCCCGAUAUUGUUGUCUCAACCCCCACCCGCGUUUACAGCAAUGUCAACAAUUCCGCCCUCUCUCUCGACAAGGUUACCCAUUUGGUCAUUGACGAGGCGGAUCUUGUCCUGUCGUACGGCUACGAUGACGAUAUUAAUGCCCUGUCCAAGGCCAUUCCCCGAGGAGCGCAAACCUUCUUGAUGAGCGCUACCCUCACAUCUGAGGUCGACACAUUGAAGGAUCUGUAUUGCCGGAACCCUGUCAUCCUCAAGCUUGAGGAGAAGGAAGAAAAGGGCGCUGGUGUCAGCCAAUUUGUUGUUCGAUGCGCCGAGGACGAAAAGUUCCUCCUGACCUAUGUCAUCUUCAAGUUGCAGCUCAUCAAGGGCAAGGUCAUUAUCUUUGUCGCAGAUGUGGACCGUUGUUACCGUGUGAAGCUUUUCCUUGAACAGUUCGGCCUCAAGAGCUGUGUCCUCAACUCGGAACUUCCCAUCAACUCUCGUAUCCACGUUGUCGAAGAAUUCAACAAGGGUGUUUACGACAUUAUCAUCGCCGCCGAUGAGCAAGAAGUAAUGGGCACCAAGUCAAAGAAGUCCCGCGAGGUCAAGGAAUUGGAAGAAGAAGAGCCCAAAGAGGAGAUGGGUGAUAGCGAGGACGAAGAGGCACAGGAUGAGGACGGAAAAGGAAAGAAGCAGGAAUCAAAGAAGCGCCGCAAGAUGAGCGCCAAAGAGAAGGACUACAGCAUUGCCCGCGGAAUCGACUUCCAAAAUGUCGCAUGCGUUCUCAACUUCGACCUCCCCACAACCUCAAAAUCCUACACCCAUCGCAUUGGACGUACCGGCCGCGCCGGUAAGGCCGGCAUGGCCCUCUCUUUCGUCGUACCUGCCGACCAGUACGGCAAGCACAGACCCACCUCAAUCCCCAGCACAAAGCACGACGAGACCAUGCUCGCCAAGAUUGUUAAGCGCCAGGGCAAGCUCGGCCACGAGGUCAAGCCUUACCAUUUCGAAAUGUCUCAAGUCGAUGCCUUCCGGUACCGUAUGACCGACGCUCUCCGCGCCGUGACCAGACUCGCCAUCCAGGAAGCCCGUGGACGCGAAAUCCGCCAAGAACUGAUUAAGAGUGAGAAGCUCAAGCGCCACUUCGAGGACAACCCUGAUGAAUUGCGCCAGCUGCGUCACGAUGGCGAGCUGCGAGCUGCGCGUGUCCAGGCGCAUCUCAAGCACGUCCCUGAAUAUCUCAUGCCUGCUAAGGGACGGAAGGGAAUCUCUAAGGAGAAUGUUGGCUACGUUGGCUUCUCGAAGUCCAAGCAGAACCGUAUUCGCAAAGCGAGAGAUCGCAACCGCGCUCGCGGUAAGGCCGGUGGCAAGUCGGACCCUCUGAAGACGUUUAAUCGAUCCAAAAAAUAG